CGUGAAUAAUCAAUGGAUUCUAAACAAAAGGAUUUAAAUGAUAUUCCAGAGACUACACUGAGUUCGACAUAUGUAGAGAAAUAUGGGUGUCAGAAGCCAUACUACUCGCUUAAGAAAUGUAUUAUUGUGCAUGGUGAUAACUCACGUACCAAUUGACUUAACGAAUAUGAGAAUAUUGGGAAAUGAAUUAUGAACAAAGCUCUUGAGAUGAGAAGCGAUCAUUAUCAACAAUAGAAGGAAUGUGUUACAUUUUAUCCGGCUCAUAGCAAAGCUUUCAAU
Molecule: messenger RNA, 279 nt
Organism: Moneuplotes crassus
Lineage: Eukaryota; Ciliophora; Spirotrichea; Euplotida; Euplotidae
Source: the annotation of a GenBank genome assembly